Prorocentrum cordatum is the source of this 1099-nucleotide messenger RNA. The record is from the annotation of a GenBank genome assembly. NCBI's taxonomy places the organism in Eukaryota, Dinophyceae, Prorocentrales, Prorocentraceae.
GGGGAGGGGUGGGCAGCCUUCGGCCCUCAUGCGCCCUCGCCUCCCGCCUCGGGGGCUCCUGGCCAACGACGUGGCGGUGCUGCACGCGAAGCGCGCCUGCCGACUCCGCGCGCCCCCGCCGCGCCCCACGGACCUCCCGCUCCCUCGUUCCCGCCGCCCCCCUCCCCUUUAAUAACGCCUCAAAUAAGGAAGCAGCCUGCCAGCGGGCGCCCUGUGGAGGUUCUUUCUUCCCCGAUGGCCCUGGGAACCCGUGGGGGACCAGGCGAGGUCGAACAUCGGAAGGAGAGGCGCUCCAAACGCUUGCAGUCUCGUGUAGCCUGUCUCGGAUUUGCGUUGACUUGAGGGUCCCGCCUCGCUGCUCUCUUUAGCUGUAUCAGCGUGUUUCGAUUGCUGACGUCACUGUGCGAGCACUAUCGCUUCCAACUCGUAUGUGUUGCCGUGUGUUCGGCUCUUCUUCCGACGGAAAGAACACGUGGAAGAGUAGGAUGUGCAGGAUAUGCGUGAUGGUACGGCAACGGAGGACAAGGAGGAGGGGAAUAGGCUCCCGUCGCGCAGCUUGUUGAGGCGCGCGGAUCCAGCUUCGGUGAGGAGGCUGAUGGACGGGUUGCCCAGGCGGGGCCUGCGCCCCGACGGGGCCAGCUACCAGAGGCUGGUGUGGGCGCACUGCGCGGCUGCCGACCUCGCCGGGGCGGAGGCCGCGCUGCUGGAGAUGCGCGCCGCCCGCUUCAGCCCAGACAAGCAGUGCUACCACAGCCUCGCGCGGGCGCUCGGCAGGGGUGGCUCCCCGGAGGGCGACGCUGCCGUAGCGCGACGCGUGUGCGCCGACAUGCAGGCCGACUCCGUCAAGCCCGACGUCUGGCUGGGUUGCAUGUUCGUGCGAACGCUGGUGCAGGGUGGCGACCGCGCAAGCGCCGACAAGGUGGUCGCGUACAUGCGGGACCGCCACGUCGAGCCCGACCAGAGGGUGCUGGCCGAGCUCGCCGGCCGGCCGCCGCGAAAAGUGGCCUCUGCCAGGGCCGCGCCCGCGCGUCGCGCGAGCUGUUCGCCGCACGCGCGAGCGCGCGCCGCUCCGACGGACUCUGCUCGUGGGGACCCGUGA